Messenger RNA from Fibroporia radiculosa, 2742 nucleotides. RefSeq lists its product as uncharacterized. Gene Ontology annotation, molecular function: transmembrane transporter activity. The coding region runs from base 1 to 2742 and encodes 913 amino acids. NCBI's taxonomy places the organism in Eukaryota, Fungi, Basidiomycota, Agaricomycetes, Polyporales, Fibroporiaceae. The record is from RefSeq and is a predicted model, not a curated record. The transcript is spliced from 21 exons. Gene Ontology annotation, biological process: transmembrane transport. Gene Ontology annotation, cellular component: fungal-type vacuole membrane.
AUGAACGCGCGCGAGGCAAAGGCGGACGUGUCCAUGACCGAAGGUGCGGCGCAGGACGAGGAGAAGUCGCUCGCCGCCAGCCCGACGAUCCCCGCUCUGUCGAGUCUGGAAGACGUCCCCGAGGCUGAGAUCACGUAUCCGGAAGGGGGCCUGUGGAUCGUCAACUUUUGCACGUUCGGCUACUCGACGUCGUUCGGGGUCUGCCAGGAUUACUACACCGUCUUUGGCGCGUCGACGGUGUCCAACAUCAGCUGGAUCGGGUCCAUCCAGAUGUUCCUGCUCUUCGCGAUGAGCCUGCCCGCCGGGCGGCUGUUCGAUAUGGGCUACUUUUACCACGUCAACAUAUUCGGCUCGUUCUUGUUCGUCUUCUGCCUCUUCAUGCUGUCAAUCGCGGAUCCCAGCAAGUACUACCAGCUGCUCCUCUCGCAGGGCAUCGGCAUGGGCAUCGGCGGCGGGCUCAUCCUCACGCCGGCGCUGUCCAUCCAGUCUCAGUACUUCAAGAAACGGCGCGCGCUCGCGCUCGGCAUCGUGCACACCGCAGGAUCGUCCGCAGGCGGCAUCGUGUACCCCAUCAUGCUGAACAAGCUCUUCUAUGCGAAGGCGGGCUUCGCGUGGGGCAUGCGCGCGUCGGCAUUCCUGACCCUGGGCCUCCUGAUCAUCUCGUGCUGCGUCAUGCGCACGCGUCUGCCCACCGGCAGGGAUGGCGUGAAGGGGGCAACGCCGUCAGUGAAGGAGGUGUUCUCGCAUGUGCCGUAUUCGAUCGCGGUCGUGUCGCUCUUGAUGGUUAUCAUCGGGAUUUUCUUCCCCUAUUUCUACCUGCAGACAUGGGCAAGGUACUACAGCAUGUCGGAUGACUUGGCAUUUUACAUGAUUGCGAUUCUCAACGCGGGCUCAUUCUUUGGGCGGAUCAUACCCAACUUCCUCGCGGACUACGUGGGCAUGUUCAACGUUCUCUGCCCCGUAGCGUACGGCUGCAGCGUUCUCAUCUUUGCCAUGUUCGGCACGACGAAGGCGGCGCCCAUUAUUGUCUUCUCUUUCCUGUACGGUUUCUUCAGUGGUUCAUUCUUUGCAUUGAUGCCUCCGCUCAUGGCGUUCAUGGCGAGAAGCCAAGCUGAAGUAGGCAACCGUAUUGGGUUCGCCUACUCGACCUUUGGCCUAGCUGUCCUCAUCGGAACUCCCAUCGACGGGGCGGUGCUUGGACCCGGCGACUCGUACCACUGGUACAAAGCACUGUUGUUCAGCGGCGUACGUCGUCGUCAUCUCGGUCCCUCCGUCAUUCAAGGGAUUGAUCGAUUCUGGACAGAUCAUAAUGGUGGCUGGGUGCACGCUCCUGCUUUCCUCGAGACCAUGAAUCUUGUCCUCCUCUGGAUCUCUCACCCCCGCCAAGCCACGACAGUCAUGAGUUUCAACGAAGUCAAGUCAAACGUGUCUGCCUCUGAAAUUGCAGCAACGAAAGAGACAUAUCUCGAACAAAACCCUCCAAGUCCUAUCCUCACGGACACGACGGACGAUUCUGAGCCUGAGAUCACGAUUCCGGAUGGUGGUCUCCAGGCAUGGUUGGUCAUAUUGGGAGCGUGGAUUGUGAAUUUCUGCACAUUCGGCUACUCAACAUCAUUCGGUGUAUGCCAAGACUAUUACGGUCUAGCGGGCGCGUCGUCCACGUCCAAUAUCAGCUGGAUUGGGUCUAUACAAAUCUUCCUCCUUUUCGGAAUGGGCUAUCCCGCUGGCAGGCUCUUCGACCUGGGUUAUUUCCGCUACCUCUGCAUCACUGGUACAUUUCUCUUUGUAUUCUCUCUCUUCAUGCUCUCCCUAGCAGAUCCUAGCAGCUACUAUCAGCUGUUCUUGGCACAAGGCGUUGGUAUGGGUCUGGGCGGUGGACUGCUUCUCUCGCCCUCGCUGUCCGUUGUGUCCCACUACUGGAACAAGAAGCGUUCUCUCGCUCUUGGCGUUGUGCAAUCAGGCUCGUGCGCAGGUGGUAUUGUUUAUCCCAUCAUGCUCAACAAGUUGUUCAGUUCCUCUGCGGGAUUCGCAUGGGCCAUUCGAGGAUCAGCGUUUCUGACGCUCGUGAUCCUCGUAGCCUCUUGUUUUCUGAUGAAAACACGUUUACCCUCUGGGAAGAAUCGUCUGAAGGGCUCUCAGCCAUCCAUAGCAUCGAUAAUCACCCACAAGCCAUACACUGUGGCCGUGGUGUCCUUAUUCCUUGUCCUUCUAGGAUUGUUUUUCCCUUACUUCUACUUGCAGACGUGGGCUCGAUCUUAUCACAUGUCUGAGACGCUCGCAUUCUACAGCAUUGCGAUCCUCAACGCCGCCUCAAUUUUUGGUAAAAUUCUGCCGAAUAUACUGGGCGACUACACUGGCCAAUUCAACAUAGUCUGUCCGGCUGUAUGGGCAAGCAGCGUGCUCAUCUUCGCCAUGUUCGGCACGACAACGCCAGGACCUCUAAUCGUGUUCUGCAUUCUAUAUGGAUUCUUCAGCGGAUCGUGCUUCUCCAUGCUUCCGACGAUCCUCUCAUUCCUAGCUAGAACCCCGGCUGAGGUGGGGAACCGAAUUGGUUUGGGCUUCACGAUCUAUGCAGUGGCUAUCCUAAUUGGUACUCCAAUCAAUGGAGCGCUAAUUGGAGCGGGCGAUUCGACGUGGUACAAAGCUAUCCUAUUCAGUGGUAUUGUUAUGGUGGCAGGUUCCACAAGCCUGGUUUACGCCCGGCAGCUGCUGGUGAAGGAGAGAGGAUCCCAGCUCAUAUAA